UGUCUAUUGUAAAUCAUUCCUUUUCUGCUGUCACCGUUUGACAGCUGAAUCAGUAGUGGGAGGAAAAGAGAGGACGAGGAUUGCGCAUGUUGGGGCUGGGAAAGGAAGGGUGUUUGGAAUGUUACAAGGGAGAAGAAGCCGCAGCAAGCAUGAACCAGCUGGGCUGCUGGCCAGAAAGGGGCUUGCCGAGGCAAGGCGGGGGGGGGGGGUGGGGGAUGUGGGGUGGGCAGUGGAAUCUUGGACAUGGGGGCCACUUCCUAGGCCCCAGGCAUCCAGAUGCCCCAGAGGCGAAGAAGACAUGGGAGUCCCCCCGUGUGAGGGCCAGAGACUGUCCACUAUCUGUAAGGCUCCUGUCUUUCAGGUGAACCUCAUGGCUGAGUAAGCCUCCCCUGGGCCCAGCACCCCACCAGCAUGGUCCAGGACCGUGGCGGGGGUGCUCCAGAGCACGGCUGCCGACCUGGUCUUUGGGGGCAGCCAUGACCCAGCCUCCACCCACCAAAGCACCAGCCAAGAAGCAUGUGCGACUGCAGGAGAGGCGAGGCUCCAAUGUGGCUCUGAUGCUGGAUGUGAGGUCCCUGGGAGCUGUAGAGCCCAUUUGCUCAGUGAACACACCCCGGGAGGUCACCCUACACUUUCUGCGCACAGCUGGACACCCCCUCACCCGCUGGGCCCUGCAGCACCAGCCACCCAGCCCCAAGCAGCUGGAAGAGGAAUUCCUGAAGAUCCCCUCAAACUUUGUCAACUCUGAAGAUCUGGAUAUUCCUGGCCACGCCUCCAAGGACCGAUAUAAGACCAUCUUGCCAAAUCCCCAGAGCCGUGUCUGUCUAGGCCGGGCACAGAGCCAAGAAGACGGAGACUACAUCAAUGCCAACUACAUCCGAGGCUACGACGGGCAGGAGAAGGUCUACAUUGCGACCCAGGGCCCCAUGCCCAACACCGUAUCAGACUUCUGGGAGAUGGUGUGGCAGGAAGAAGUGUCACUCAUUGUCAUGCUCACUCAGCUCCGAGAAGGCAAGGAGAAAUGUGUCCACUACUGGCCCACAGAAGAGGAAACCUAUGGACCCUUCCGGAUCCGCAUCCAAGGCACAAAAGAAUGUCCAGAAUACACCGUGCGGCAGCUCACCAUCCAGCACCAGGAGGAGUGCCGGGUAGUGAAACAUGUCCUCUUCUCUGCCUGGCCUGAUCACCAGACCCCAGAAUCGGCUGGGCCUCUGCUGCGCCUGGUGGCCGAGGUGGAGGAAAGCCCAGAGACAGCUGCCAACACUGGGCCCAUCGUAGUCCACUGCAGUGCAGGGAUUGGCCGGACUGGCUGCUUCAUCGCCACCAGAAUUGGCUGUCAACAGCUGAAGGCCCGAGGGGAAGUGGACAUUCUGGGUAUCGUGUGCCAACUGCGGCUGGACAGGGGCGGGAUGAUCCAGACCACAGAGCAAUAUCAGUUCCUGCACCACACCCUGGCCCUGUAUGCAGCCCAGCUACCGGAGGAGCCCUGCCCCUGACCGCUGGUACCUCCACCAGCCCAGUAGCCCCAAGUGGACACUUGGGGGAACCUCCCGUGUCUCUCUGAACUUCGAGCUAGGAACUGGCAUUUAUGAGACAGCCGAGAAAGGACCAGUGUCCCAGUCUUGUCUAAAGUGUUCUGUGAGCUUCAUCUCUCCGUCUACGACAUGGGCAUUAAGUGCUUUGCUGCCAUAGGGAAAAGUAAUCAGAGAAGCUCCCAGAAGCCGCUCCAGCUGUAUCCCCUUCCUGGGCCUGGCAAGAGAGUAAUCCCAAGCUCAUCUUCCACCUGGGCCCUGCCCAAGAACUGGCCAGAUGCAGGAGCUGGGAAAAGUCUGGUCCUGACCGUGGCCAAGUUCUCAACCUCCCGGCAGUGACUUUCUGCUUCCUCACCCCACGUCUGUGAGGGCUGGAUACCCCCCAAAGAGAACAAGGACCCAGACUACCCCUGUGCCCACACCUGUGUCCUGGGAUCAGGCUACAGAGGUGACCAGGCCAGGCAUUUGAGACUUUUGGAGGAGGGAAAGUAUGGCGACCCCUCAAAGGCCCAGAGGGCUGCCCCUGCCUCCAUAAUUGCCAGCCACUCACCCCAGCUACUCCCGAGAGAGGCCCAGCAUCUUCUGUCAUCCUUUCAUGACCUCAGAAGGUACCCUGGGUACCAGGAGGCAUAAAAGAACGAACGGUGAGGAAGAAACAAGGAGCAAGAAACAAGAAACUCCUGCGCCCUGCCCCCAUCCACCCCUGCAUUUGCAGAGUACAGCUGGAGAGCCUGGCUGUUUCCAUGAACUAUCUGGGUGAAGCGCCGCACGCAGACCAGGGGCCUCAGCCUGGGACCGCAGAGUUGGGACCCUCAUAGCCUCUCCCGGAGAACUAAUUCCUUUCAUCAUCUCGGCACCAAUACAAUUUCCAGGGCACCCAAGAUCUAUCUCAGGGCUCACCUACACUCCCCAGGAAGGCAUCCAGAUCCUUGGUCCUUGAAUCCAAAAUGAGCUGCCUGUGGGGAUGAAGAAAGGCGCCAUCUCUCCGGGCACUCAGCCCCUGGGGUCUGCCUUGACUGAUGCCAGCUCUCUGUGGAACCCCCCAAGGAGCUGGAUCCUGGCGAGCAGCUGGGCCUCCUUAUUCACGACAUCGCUUCUGAAGCACGUGCAACGUUGAAACUGAUGUUAAUUUUCUUAACACUUCCGCUUGGUCUUACAAUGGAAUUCUUCCUUCCUUACAGCCCCAGGAAUGGCUCACCUGCUCCUAACCCCUUUGGGAGGCACUCGCAGCCUGUGCCUGUGAAGGAGGGCACAGAGCUCUCAAGUGCCUGAUCCUGCCCUGAGCUCAGACCCAACUGGGAGGGAAGCAGGUGCGUGGCCGUAGACCCACAGGCUCCCCACCCUCUAACUGUGGCCCCAACCCCAUUCUAGAACUUAGUAAAAACUCUGGAAAAGGAACCAAGUGGGAGAAUAAAAACCUUUUGGAUGACUGA
Molecule: messenger RNA, 2965 nt
Organism: Leopardus geoffroyi (Geoffroy's cat)
Lineage: Eukaryota; Metazoa; Chordata; Mammalia; Carnivora; Felidae
Gene: PTPN7
Product: protein tyrosine phosphatase non-receptor type 7
Biological process (GO): protein dephosphorylation
Molecular function (GO): protein tyrosine phosphatase activity
Source: RefSeq, a predicted model, not a curated record